This is a messenger RNA of Micropterus salmoides (largemouth bass), 3296 nucleotides long. RefSeq names its product prolyl 4-hydroxylase, alpha polypeptide I b (gene p4ha1b). Gene Ontology annotation, molecular function: protein binding; iron ion binding; L-ascorbic acid binding. Bases 177 to 1889 code for a protein of 570 amino acids. The record is from RefSeq and is a predicted model, not a curated record. NCBI's taxonomy places the organism in Eukaryota, Metazoa, Chordata, Actinopteri, Centrarchiformes, Centrarchidae. The transcript is spliced from 16 exons. Gene Ontology annotation, biological process: peptidyl-proline hydroxylation to 4-hydroxy-L-proline. Gene Ontology annotation, cellular component: endoplasmic reticulum.
CGUAGCAUUCAGACUCUUUUUAGAGAUCCAGUCCUAACUACCAGAUCACAGCCAGCAUCACAGAUAGGAGGACUCACCGGACAGACUCCGUGUUCACCUUCUCACCGUUAACUGCACUGAGUCGGCUUGUGUUGAGACUUCGCAGGACCCGACCUGGGACACAUUUCUGCGACAGGAUGCUCUCGUUAAGGAUGGAGCUACCGUGUUGGUGUUUAUUGUUGCUGAGCUGCCUGCAGGCGCUCUCAGCCCACAAUGACUUCUUCACCUCCAUAGGCCAGAUGACAGAUCUGUUAUACACAGAAAAAGACCUUGUCAUCUCUCUAAAGGACUACAUCAGAGCGGAGGAGAACAAGCUCGAGCAGGUCAAACGGUGGGCUGAUAAGUUGGAUUCAUUGUCAGCCACAGCCAUACAAGACCCAGAGGGAUUCCUGGGGCACCCUGUCAAUGCCUUCAAACUGAUGAAGAGGCUGAACACGGAGUGGGGGGACCUGGAGAGCCUUGUACUCAAAGACACAACUGAUGGAUUUAUUUCCAACCUGACCAUCCAGAGACAGUACUUCCCCACAGAUGAGGACCAGACCGGGGCUGCUAAAGCUCUCAUCCGGUUACAAGACACUUACAGACUGGAUGCCAACACAAUCUCAACAGGAGACCUACCUGGAGUGAAACACAAGAGCCUAAUGACAGUGGAGGACUGUUACGAGCUGGGGAAAAUCGCCUACUCUGACGUUGAUUACUACCACACAGAGCUGUGGAUGGCCCAGGCCCUGAAACAGCUUGACGAGGGAGAGGAGUCCACUAUAGAUAAGGUGACAGUACUCGACUACCUCAGCUACUCCAUAUACCAGCAGGGGGAGAUAGAGCGAGCCCUGGAGUUCACCAAGAGGCUGCUUGAACUGGACCCAGAGCAUCAGCGUGCCCAGGGAAACCUGAAGUACUUUGAGUUCCAGUUGGAGAAGCAGAAAAAGACUGAGGAGGACGCAGCUCAAAAGCAGAAAGAGCGAGGGAAAAGAGAAACAACUGAAAAGACGAUAAAGCCUAAAAAGAAGGGCGCCAUUCCGUUGAUCCCAGAGAGGAAGAAGUAUGAGAUGCUUUGUCGUGGAGAGGGCAUCAGAAUGACCCCUCGCAGGCAGAGCCGACUGUUCUGUCGAUACUACGACAACAAUCACAGCCCCGUCUUACUCCUGUCACCUGCAAAACAGCAAGAUGAGUGGGACCGCCCCUACAUUGUUCGCUACAUUGACAUCAUCUCCGACAAAGAAAUCGAAAGGAUCAAGCAACUGGCAAAGCCACGACUACGCAGGGCCACCAUCUCCAACCCCAUCACAGGAGUGCUAGAGACAGCUCCGUACCGGAUCAGCAAAAGGCGAGCCACGGUGCAUGACCCUCAAACUGGGAAACUUACCACGGCCCAGUACAGAGUCUCCAAGAGUGCUUGGCUCACUGGCUAUGAAGAUCCAAUGAUUGACAAGAUCAACCAGAGAAUUGAAGAUCUCACAGGGCUGGAAAUGGACACUGCAGAAGAGCUGCAGGUUGCAAAUUACGGCGUUGGAGGGCAAUACGAACCUCACUUUGAUUUCGGAAGGAAAGAUGAGCCAGAUGCCUUUAAAGAGCUGGGCACUGGGAACCGGGUAGCAACAUGGCUCUUCUAUAUGAGUGAUGUAGCAGCUGGUGGAGCCACAGUGUUCCCAGAUGUUGGUGCAGCAGUUUGGCCCCAAAAGGGCACUGCCGUGUUCUGGUACAAUCUGUUUGCAAGCGGGGAAGGAGACUACAGCACCCGACAUGCAGCUUGUCCAGUGUUGGUCGGCAACAAGUGGGUAUCAAACAAAUGGAUCCAUGAACGAGGCCAGGAGUGGCGGCGACCUUGUGGCCUUAGUGAAACUGAAUGAUUGAUGGAAAAAGGAAAACCACAUGAUGACCACCCUGCUCCUCUCUCCCCUUCCUUGUGAACCACCCAGGGCCAAAGAACACUGCUGCAGAUACCAGAUGACACAUAUGGGGAUACAUGGGGCCCAAAUAGCUCACUCCCUCUCUACAAACACUCCUUUUCCACCCAGCUGUUAUGCUCUGAGCCCAGAGAUUGUUUGGGGUAAUGUCGAGUCCCUGGACAAUAUUAGCAUUGCUGUGACAGAUAAACAUGUUCUGAAGGUUGUUGAAUGGUUUUGUUACACACUUGUGCCUUUUUCACUCCUGUGUGUUCUUCUUUGCACUCUGUAUGUCUAGCUCUGUGGUGAGGUUCUUCCUUCAGCAGUGACUGUGGGGACCAGCUUCCUCCCAGUCAGUUUGAAGCUUUUGAGGCACAGUUCACAUUUUUCAUUGUAUUCCUUACAUUUCAUUGACAGAGCACUUGGGCCUUUGGUUUUUCACAAUAUGAAAGGAUGUUUUAAAAUGACAUGCACCGCCUCCAAACAGUGUAUUGUUUUUCUCAAACUUCCAGAGGGACUUUUCCUUGCUACUGAAUCUCUUUUUCUUUAUUUACAUGUGGGAGCAGUCUCCGCUUCCAAUAACUUUGAAUCAAAAACCAAAGUAAUUGCUCUGUGGAAGGAAUGAAAGAACUCACAGCAUAUAAGAAAAUGGUCAGACUGCCUACCCCCCAAGAAAUCUGGAAAAUCUGACCACAGUCCAGGGUGGGGUUUUGAGUGAAAAAGCUAUUCCCUGUAGGUUGUGUAACUAAUCAGAACUGAUGCAUGGCUUAUUUUACAUCGACGCUGUAGAUUCUCACACAGUACACACCUUGCUGGUCUGCCUCAAACCAUGGUGUUAUUUUUGUUGUUUUUUACUCAUUUCAACAGGCGCACUUUGACAUAUAGUUAGAUUUGUUAUGCCUGAACAUAUGGUUUCUACAAAUGCAUAGUCACACUUUUACCUGGACACAAACACAGUUACAUACAUUCCAGUAUUGCAUAGAAUUUAGUGUUAUAUUUCAUAGGUUUAAAUUCUUCACCCUGAUUGUCCCAGUGUUGUGUAAGGACCUAAAUGACCACCAGCUGUCACUAAAUUAGCAAAAGAGAGAGAAAAAAGGAACAUCAGUACAUAAACAAUUAGGAAAUGGAAGAGAGGACUGGACACACCACACUGUUUAAAUCCCCAGUCUUUUACAGUGAAUGAUUCCAGUGGGUUUGUUACAGUGUCCAGUGUUUUUCAGUGUAAGAAUAUAUGGGUUUUCCAAGGAAGAAACAUUUAAUUUAUAUGUCCCAGGCCACGUUUUGUGUUGGGUUUUUUUUUUUGUCAUAAAUGAAAGUCUGAAAUUGUUUUUUGUUUUCUACAAUAAAGACUGUCUUAUUGAUCUCAAGCUA